Cornus florida is the source of this 2403-nucleotide messenger RNA. RefSeq names its product protein KINESIN LIGHT CHAIN-RELATED 1. The coding region runs from base 211 to 2148 and encodes 645 amino acids. Lineage: Eukaryota; Viridiplantae; Streptophyta; Magnoliopsida; Cornales; Cornaceae. The record is from RefSeq and is a predicted model, not a curated record. The transcript has 2 exons. Gene Ontology annotation, molecular function: protein binding.
GUUAGUGACUCGGAACUCAGUGGUCGUCUAGUCGGCAAAUUUUCUCUUGGAUAAUGUCAAAUCGCACCGGUCGAUAUCACUAUUUCCGCAUCACACACAGACUGAAAGCGCCUCUUCAGCUCUGUUGAGGGUUUUUCAAGGGUUUAAUCACAGUCGCUACAUAACCCAGAAAUCAAAAUCACAAACCCAAGAAACCCUUUUAGAUCAGCCAUGAGAAGAGCUUCAUCUACAGUUAUUUCUUACAUCUCCCCACACACCAAAUCCUGUUUCUCUCUCCUCUCCAGGGACUUCACAAACCAUGUCUCCUUACAGCCCAUCACCACCAAUGAGCACAAUCACAAUCACCCAUCUCCGACCCAUCUCAAAAACUGCAACAAAACCAAUUGUUUACUCCUAUCAAAGAUCAAAACCCAGAAAUUCCAGGCACACCCAUCUCGAAAUUUAAACACCCUUGCGGACGAGGAAUCCCCACAAGUGUCCUCAAGGCAGAGAAAGAUAAAAGAGAGAUCACAACUUGAGGAGGCUUUUGAGUCUGCAAAUACCCCUGACGACAUGCUCAAAGCAUUCAAAGACAUGGAGGCCUGUUUCGAUGAGAAAGAGCUUGGAUUGGCUUGCUUGAAACUCGGCCUCAAAUUUGACCAAGAAGGUGAGGACCCUGAGAAGACUUUUUCUUUUGCUAAUAGAGCUUUGAAAGUAUUGGAUAGAGAUGGUAAAGCGUCUUUGCCUCUAGCUAUGACUUUACAAUUGUUGGGUUCUGCUUGUUAUAGCUCGAAAAGGUUUAAUGAUAGUUUGUCGUACCUUACUAGGGCUAAUAGGGUUUUGGGUAGGUUAGAGGAAGAGGGUUCUUGUAGAGUUGAAGAUACUAGACCGGUGCUUCAUGCGGUUCUGCUCGAGUUGGCGAACACGAAGACAGCAAUGGGAAGGAGGGAGGAGGCUCUUGUUACUCUUAAGAAAUGCUUGGAGAUUAAGGAAAUGACUUUGGAGAAAGAUAGUAAGGAACUUGGUAAUGCAAAUCGGGAUUUGGCAGAGGCAUACGUCGGGGUAUUGCACUUUAAGGAGGCAUUACCGUAUUGCUUGAAGGCAUUGGAGAUACAUAGGGAGCAAUUGGGGCAUAAUUCAGUUGAGGUUGCGCACGAUAGGCGGCUUCUUGGUGUUAUUUAUACUGGUUUGGAGGAACAUGAGAAGGCACUUGAGCAGAAUCAAUUGUCACAGAAGGUACUGAAGAAUUGGGGUCUCAGUUCUGAGUUGCUCCAUGCAGAGAUUGAUGCUGCCAACAUGCAGAUUGCAUUGGGGAAGUAUGAUGAGGCCAUCAAUAGUUUGAAGGGUGUUGUUCAGCAGACUGAUAAAGAGAGUGAUGAUCGAGCUUUGGUCUUCACUUCAAUGGCGAAAGCCCUGUGUAGUCAAGAGGAAUUUGCAGACUCAAAGAGGUGUCUUCAGAUUGCUUGUGGAAUCCUCGACAAGAAAGAGACUACAUCUCCAAAAGAAGUUGCUGAUGCAUAUGUGGAGAUAUCAAUGCAAUACGAGACAAUGAACGAGUUUGAUACUGCAAUUAAACUGUUAAAGAAAACACUGGCUAUGAUUGAGAGGAUACCACAAGAACAGCACGCUGAAGGAAGCCUUUCAGCAAGAAUUGGGUGGUUACUUCUCCUAACGGGCAAGGUCCAAGAUGCCAUUCCUUACUUGGAGAGUGCUGUAGAAAGAUUGAAAGAGAGCUUUGGUUCCAAGCAUUUUGGGAUUGGGUAUGUUUACAACAAUUUGGGUGCAGCAUAUUUGGAACUAGACAGGCCUCAGUCAGCUGCACAGGCCUUUGCAGUUGCAAAGGAUAUCAUGGACGUCUCCCUUGGUCCUCACCAUACUGAUUCAAUUGAUUCAUGUCAGAACCUUUCAAAAGCUUAUGGUGCCAUGGGAAGCUACGCCCUUGCAAUUGAAUUCCAGCAACGGGUAGUCGAUGCUUGGAAAGGCCAUGGUUCAAGCGCAAAAGAUGAACUCAAAGAAGCUUGCCGACUCCUUGAACAGCUAAAGACAAAAGCUCGUGGUGCUCUUGCGGAGGAGACUCUAAAGGACUUGCCCUUAUCUGACGAUAGUGAUAUGUCAGAGAGUGAGGAACCUGAUAUGCCAGAGAGUGAGGAACGAUCCCGUGCAAUUUAGUAGAAUUAUUCUAUAAAUUACUACAAUAUCAAGCACAGUACUGUAAGCUUCCUUUCUACUUGAAAUGGUGACGGUUAUUGGUUGCUAAUUUGAUUUCUUAAUAGUUUACGUGUAGCAACUAGCAAGUUAUUUAAGGUGCCCAAACAGAUUCUGAAAACCUACUGCUGCUAUUCUGUAAAGGAAAAUGAUAUUUCAUACUUGCAAAAUCAGCCUGGCAGAUGACUCUGUUUGUUAAUGGGUACGAUUUUUUGCUCU